CUGUGGUGGCUGUUGUGGCUGUUGUUGUGGCGGGUUCAUUUCUUUAUGUCCUGGUUUGCUCCGUCUCCUUUCGGAAUUUUCGUCAGGAUUGAGCCUGAGGUGACCACUCAGUUCCAAAAUCAUGUAAUUAGGAUGGAAAUUGAAAUGUUCACCCAAAGUCAGGAUUCCUUGACAAGAUUCUAAAACACUCUUUUUGCAAAAAGCCAUCUGAACCAGAUUUUUCUCUUGUGGAAAAUGACAAACUAAAGCUACCUUUGAAGGAUAUGGGUGAGAUAAAAGAAAAAGUUUUGAACUUGCUUGAAAAGAAAGAAGAUGCCUUUGAAAGACUUGAUGAUUUAUGGAGGGACAAAAUAGAUACCACAGGAAUAACAACAGUGAGGAAGCUUUUUGAAAGAUAUGAAACUGUGCACGGACCUCUAUCUACAGAUGAAUUAAAGGAUCUUCUCAGAGAUCUAGCAUAUGUGCAGAUAACAUGCCUUGUAUUUCCUCAGACCCCUACUACCAGUAAUUCAGGCUUGACAUUUGGAAAAGGUGUAGCUACAUGUAACGCCUUGGACGGGUCAAGCUUUAAGGCUGCCACAACAGGUUUUCAGUCAUCUCCCUCAAGGGUCCUGGUGACAGGACUAGACCGAUCGAGAGUAAAGUUACCGUCCAAGCCGGUAAGCCAUGACUGGUGUCCCGAAAAGACAUCUGGAACAAUGGAAGAGGCGUUGCAGAAUACGAGGGAAAAAAAUGAACGACUUAAAAUCAUAGUACGCCAGUUAGAGGAGGCAUUAGAGCGAGAGAAGGAAGUAAACAUUCAUUGUCAAAGCCAAGUUCGCUCUCUGCAACAAGAAGUAGUGGCAAAAGAUUGUGAAUUACGGAAUCAGGUCGAGGUCAUGCGUGUUGUUGUUGAGCAGUUGAGAGAAUCACAGCAAGCCCGAGGAAUGUUGGAGGCGAAAUUGCAGGGGGUUGCAGAACAAAUGGAGUCUCAAGAAAAACGUUAUGACAAAAAUUGUCAAGAAUUGAAAAAUCAGUUACGGGAGAAUAAACGUCUGCUGGAUAGAGUGACGAGCCUGGAGCAACAACUGGAUUUGGAAAGGUCCCACCGAGAGCGGGAUAGAGGAGAGUUUCAACAACAAUUACAACUGUGUGGAGAAGAGUUUCAACGACAAUUACAGCGGGAUAGAGGAGAGUUUCAACAACUAUUACAGCAGCAAAGCGCACGUCUCCAACAUCUUGAGCAACAUUUACAGCACGUAGAAAGGGUAGCAGAGGGGCGGCGCCAUGCUCGUCUCCAGCAGCCUGAAACACGAACCUGGAUCAUUCAACGCAAUGAAGUUGGCCUAAGCAACGAUGUUUUGGGUGAGGGGUCCUGGGGAAUUGUUCGAAAAGGAACAUUUCGUGGUAGCCCAGUUGCUGUUAAAGUGCUUCACAGGGUGAUUCUGUCAUCUCAUAAUCGUAGUCUCUUUGAACGUGAAAUGGAAAUUUCAUCCCGCUGUCGCCACUUCAAUAUUGUUCAAUUCAUGGGCGCAACAUUGGAUGAUCAAAAUCCUUUACUUGUGACAGAACUACUAGACUGUAAUUUGACACAACUCCUGAAGCAAAGGCAAUUGAACAGAGAAGAAAUACCGGUAGUCUCUCUCGCUGUAGAUGUGGCCCGAGGCUUAAACUAUAUGCAUUGCAAUCAACCUCCCAUCGUGCAUCGUGAUGUUAAAAGUGACAAUGUACUUCUUAAGAGGUGGGAUAAUUCGUGGAUAGCCAAAGUGUCUGACUUAGGAGCAGCCAAUUUUCGUCGUCUUGUUAUGACUCCUAGUCAGGGAACACCAUUAUACGCUGCUCCAGAAGCAGGCACUAGAGAAUACUCAGAGCUGGUGGACGUGUACAGCUUUGGCUUACUGGUUUUGGAAAUGUGUAUCCGAAAGUAUCCAGUACGUGGCCAGAUAGCUGACCAGAUAAAACACGUACCUUGUCCGAGACUUCAAGGGCUCAUAGGUCGUUGUGUGGAGCAAGACCCUGAAAGACGCCCAAGAAUGGGUGAGGUGAUCCAGGUCUUAACACAACUGAUGAGGUUAUGCUUGUUGCAUUUUUUGAUCUUGCAAGAAUGUAUGUCUUCAUAAAACAUUUUAAUAAUGAAUUAACUUUUAAUCAAUAUAUAGUAGAUACAUAGUUCAUUUUCGCCACUUUCAUACUCGGUUUGAAGAGCCAGUGAGAGAACAAAUGAGUAAUUGUUUGGUCACUGGAUGCUAAACUAUACUUCCUUGUAAUUACUAAAUUACCAUUGUAUUUACAAUCUGGUUUCAUGUAAAGCCAUUGUUUAAAUUGUAGCUUUUCUCAAUUUAGGAAUUUGUUGUAGAGUAGCGACAUAGUUAGUGAAUUAUAAGCAAUAUUGCCAUCAGACUGGCGUAGUUUCCAUAUGACCGCUGGCGAUUAUUCGGAGCAUGGCUUCAGUACUUAAGUCUCGUAAAGUCGUCGCGGAAUGUGUCAUAUCGUCGUGCAACAUGGUGCGUGAAGAAUAGCCCUACUUGUAUUUCCAUGUUUUGGUGACUUAGCCAGACAGAUGGAAACCAGCUAUCAAUUUUAUUUUCAUGUUAGAUAUUCCUGUAGCCAGAGAGUUAAAUUGUUGAGAGAGCGUUGUAGAAUUAUACAUGCGUCAGGUAAAAUUAUUUUAAUAAAACUUAAAAGUUAUAUUAAAAAUAAGAAGUUGAGAGACCACUGAGGUAGCUUUUUUUUAAAGUCAGUUUUAAAAUAGUCCAUUCGCUUUUUGGCUGAGUAAGACUGGGGUUAUCGUAACACAGUCAAGACUGAUUCACUGAUUCUAUCGUUUAUUGAAUUUAAUUCAUUAUAAAUGAUAAAUUACAUGAAAUAGGUAUUGGUGAAUACUCAGCUGUAAAUAUUGUGAUUUUGUUUUGUAAAAGCCUACUCCAAUCAGAAAUUUUUAAUAAGGUUAUAUUUUUUGUUUUGUAACUGCACUUGUCCUAGCUAGACAAUAAAGAUGGCUGUUAUUUUGUAUGUUUUGUUGAAAACAUUAAACUACAUGUCUAUCUUUCCUA
Messenger RNA from Orbicella faveolata, 3032 nucleotides. RefSeq lists its product as uncharacterized. NCBI's taxonomy places the organism in Eukaryota, Metazoa, Cnidaria, Anthozoa, Scleractinia, Merulinidae. Gene Ontology annotation, molecular function: ATP binding; protein kinase activity. Gene Ontology annotation, biological process: protein phosphorylation; necroptotic signaling pathway. The record is from RefSeq and is a predicted model, not a curated record.